Melanotaenia boesemani (Boeseman's rainbowfish) is the source of this 1843-nucleotide messenger RNA. RefSeq lists its product as uncharacterized. Gene Ontology annotation, molecular function: NAD+ binding. The transcript is spliced from 8 exons. The coding region runs from base 279 to 1604 and encodes 441 amino acids. Lineage: Eukaryota; Metazoa; Chordata; Actinopteri; Atheriniformes; Melanotaeniidae. The record is from RefSeq and is a predicted model, not a curated record.
GACGCCUCGCUUUGAUAAAACGUUGCACUUCAGGCUGCAUGUUGAUUUUGGUACCUGUGUUUUUAGAGGAAGGAGACGUUUUUAAUUCAAGUCAGUUCAGCACUGUCGACCUAACUACUGCAUCUCAUGUUGUAGAAGCGUAGAUUUUAAUGUAAGAGACGGUGAACGAUUUUCCAGUUGGAUGUUAAACAUUCCCACUGUCUCAGCAAAGUCUGCCGUCGGUCGUCGUGCGUUCAUCUUUCAGAAGCUCUGCAGCUGGGAAAGAGACAGGUGCUGGGAUGAACAGGUCCAGGGUCUCCCAGCCUACAGUGACCAGGAUAACUCGCAGCUCCAGCUCUCAGGCCAAGCACACCAACCCCACAGAGCCACAGGAAUCUGUGCCGGGUCCAUAUAGAAAACAACGAAGAAAGCAAACAGAUUCAGUUCUGGUUCAAGACCUCAGCCAGAUGAGUGUCAGCGGACAGGUUUUUUCCCCAAGCGAAGGAAAGAUUUCCAGAGCUGGCAGUAAUCCUGGGCAGGCCUCAGGGUCCACAUCUGAUCAGAGCAGACCAUCUUCACGUGUUGGUAAGUCAUCCUCUCGGGGGGGACUUGCCUCUGUGGCCCGGCUCGUGAAGCUGGGCCGCUGUAAGAACGUGGUGGUGGUGGCCGGAGCAGGAAUCAGCACGGCCAGCGGCAUCCCGGACUUCAGAACUCCAGGAACUGGUCUCUAUGCCAACUUGGAGAAAUACAACAUCCCUUACCCAGAAGCCAUUUUCAACAUUGACUACUUCUCCAGCGACCCACAGCCUUUCUUCUCCUUGGCCAAGGCUCUGUAUCCUGGUGCUCACCGUCCCAACUACAUUCACUACUUCAUCCGCAUGCUUCAUCACAAAGGCCUGCUGCUCCGAAUGUACACCCAGAACAUUGAUGGACUGGAGAAAUUGUGUGGAAUUCCAGAUGAAAAGCUUGUGGAGGCGCACGGUAGCUUUGCCACAGCUUCCUGUCACCUGUGCUACACGCCAUAUCCUGCUGAAGAGGCUAAACUUGCUAUAAUCCAUGGCAGCAUCCCCACAUGCUCAUUCUGCUCUGCAACUGUCAAACCAGAUGUUGUGUUUUUUGGAGAGGACCUCCCUCAGAAGUAUUUCCUCCACACAAAAGACUUCCCAAAAGCAGACCUGCUCAUCAUUAUGGGCACAUCUUUACAGAUUGAGCCAUUCGCUAGCUUGGUGAAUACGGUGCGCUCCACGGUGCCACGUCUCCUCCUGAACCGGCAUGCUGUGGGCUCCUUUGAGAGGAUCCCGCUACGGAGGGGAGACCACAUGGAGCUGGGUGAUCUGGCGGAUACCGUCAAGAGGUUUGCUGAAAUGCUCGACUGGAACAGUGAGAUCGAAGAGCUGAUGAGGUCCCAGGAAACCUUGGUGGGUCCAGAGAGCAUCCCUGCAUUAGUAAGCUGUCCUCUGUCAAAAAGCGGACAGACAUCAUGUCAGAGCAGAGCAGCAUCAGAGCCUGGAGGCAACGUGGAAACCUCCAGGCUCAGACCAGGAGCUCAAAGAGCAGCUAGCAGCAGCGAGACAGACUCGGAAACGGACAGCAAAAGCUCUGUAUCAUCCAACACAAGCAACUGACUCUGCAGCCUCUUUAUAAUUCAAGAAGUUUGGGACAGUUUUGUCUCUCCUUACUUUACUUUAACUGUUCUGUAAACACACAGGAUCUCUUCAUCUAAAAGAGUAUUGUGUUUGUGUUCAUUUUAAAUGGUUAAAAGUUCAUAAAGAGGGGAGCCUCAUCCAGAGCACUAGUGAAUGUUUGUUUUUAUGUUAAAGGCAUAUAAAAUGUUCUGUAUCAAUAAAACUGUAUUUUUAAGCAA